AUGCCAUUGUCUCCGUAUGGCGCCAACACUUCUACCCCGCAUCAGCAUGUGAAACAAAUUGGUCGUUCCAGCCCCGCUUCAUCUCGGCCUCCAUCGCUCGCGCACACACAGCCCAUCAUGGCGUCCAACGGUAGCGUUCACUAUCACGCUGCCUCGCCAUCUGCGGCUGUUGAUAGGAACAAGCAAAUGGCGUCCUCCCCUCACAAGCUCAUGAUAGGAGUUCCACCAGCAGCUACUCCAAACCUCUCGUCUGUAUCAAACGGCGUUCACGAUACCAGGCAGUCAAAUGGCAUCGCUAGCAGCACCACCACUACUGCUGCAGCCGCUGAUGUAAAAGGUAAACAGAAGGAGGUCGACCCUAUCGAGGCCAUUCCUCUCGCCCAGCUAGAGCAGGAGCUGCCCCUCGAAGAGGCCGAUCUCGUCUCACUUGCUGCCCUCGUCGAGCGACUCGCCAACUUUGGCUACGAGUCGCUUCAGAAUCUCGCCGAGACGCUCCCGUCGUUGCCAUCUUCAUCCAAACGUGCAAAGAUUUUCAACACAGCUCUCGAUGUCCGCAAACAGUUUAUCAAGCUUCUUGUACUCGCACGCUGGUCAAAAGAUGUCGCUGAUCUCAACAAGUCGAGAAACAUCAUCGCACUCCUCUCCGAACAGCAAUGGCAGCACGAGGACGUCUUUGCCGGUCUCACCGACAUUCGCAAGAUCUUGCCCAACGCACGCAUGAGGAAUGCCGACCUCCCAACAGCCAUCGAUGUCCUGCAAACCGGCUCCUAUCGAAGACUUCCUGCCAGCAUCAAGGACAUGGCCGUCGCGCCGAAACCUUUCACCGACCAACAAGCGCUAGCCAUCGUCACGCGGCUCGAAGAUGCCCUCCGCACCCGCAUGGCCUGCCGCGAGCUCGUUCCUGCGCCUCUGUCCAAUUACUCCAUUCACGACGGCAAGGUGCACUUCCACGUCCCUGACUUUUUUGAUGCCCAGCUUGCAGCAAGCGGUGCAGGGCAGGACGAGACAGUCAAUCAUCGCUCCGAUGAGCCGACACCACCUUCAUCUGACGAUAGGUGGUGGCUGCUCGAUCUCAGCUUUGACUUUACCCCAACAGGCUCCUGCGCCGAGUCGAGUCGAAAGUCCUUCCCACGCAAGCCAAAGAGAGCAUUCCGGGAACGUCUCCGUGUGUGGGGAGAUCGAGAGCUUGCACCUAGAGCGCAAAGCGAAAGCAACGACGAGUCCAAGUCGGUGCCGCUUGAAACAGGUGCCACAGAGAUCGAGGUGGGAGCGGAUGCGCAGGAUGCGGUCGAAAAGACAACCGCCUUGAUCGAGGGCAAGGACUCGGACAUUCCAAAAGACAUAGACAAGGAUGAUUUGGCCACUGUCAAGCACACGGUCGAGCGCGACGCACCCCUUGCCAGAUUAUUUGCAUUCUUGCAAGAGCGAUCUCUGCACUACCAGAUGGAUGUUCUACAACAUCAAGCCUUCGAGCUUUGUCGACUCAACUGGGGUACCAACCUCCGCAUCGAGACGGGAGAGCGUCCGAGGAGGCUCACCGUCUAUUACUGGACCCAGGCUCAGGGCGCAGCUGGCGCAAAAGGACGCGCAGAGGGUCCUGCUGCUGGAGGCAGCGUUCAAAUCACUAUCGUGGAUCUCCCGGAUCAGCCAGGCGCCAAAAAGGCUCUCGCCGCAAUGUUCGACGAGGGGGACGAGGAGUCAAGCAAAGCAAAUGAAACGGCCAGCCUCAUCACCGUCAAGCGAAGGGGGCUCCAGGUCACCUGGAAUGCCGAGAAGAGCAUCCUCGCUGAUUCCGAGACACACGACCUCGCCGUAUCGUCCAGCAGUCUGGACAUCGAGUCUCUGCUAAGCUUGGUCAUCAAGCGCCAUACCCUGGCGUUGUUGCGCAACCUGCACCGUCGCAUCCUCGUCAGCGAGCAUCCAGUCUCUCGCCUGCUCCGCCCGGAGGAUUGCACUCUUUCAGAAGAGCAUUCUCAGAGGCAAGGCGACGAGUUCUCCACAGCUACAGAGAUGACCAGCUUCAGUUUCCUGCAGAUAGCGUUGCAAGGCAGCCACCAUCAGCGCGGCGCCAAGCUCAAGCAGCGCUCGACCUCGUCCGUUCCUGCACUUCGCCUCAGCGUUGAUCCAGUGACCGGACGCUUGCUUCUCCACUCGGAAACGACCCGGUCCACGACGGACCAGGAUACACAAAUGCUGUCUCGGCAAGCGGCUGGCUUCACAGCGUCGAUCUUGACAACGCGUGCCACCUACUCUCGUCUGACCGAAGCAUCCGACCGCAUCAACGAAUCGAUCGAAGCCGUCUUUGACGUUCUGUACAAGCUCGAAGUGUUUGCUCGUGUCGAAGAGUGGGAACGUAUGUCAUCCCAUCUUGGUCUUCGCGCCGUUCGCAAGCUCGCUUUACGGCCGCAGGACUUGGCCAAGUUUGGCCCUUCGGUGUCGACAUCACCAGAGGCAGUGCCCCGACUCUUCGUGCCGCUGCGCAACAGCUUUCCCGGCUACUUUCUGGCUUUGCAGCCUUCCGAAUUGGCUGGCGUCGGCAUUGCUCUGGUCUACAUUGCGCAGACCUUGGAUGCGACGGGCGUUCCAUCUCUCGCUCUGCAGUCGAUCGAAUGGCUAGACAGGUCCAAGAUCGCCGCUGCUGCGUCCGAAGCCGGACGUGACAACGACAUCGAUGCCGGAACAAUGAAUCGUGAAGAUGGACGAAAGCGCAAGGGGGCGCCAAGCAUUUCGGCUCGACAGAGCGACCCCGAUCUCGUACAGAAGAAUCUGACCACGGAAGAGCUCGCAGACGUCCACUCGUACUGUAUCGCUCUUGUUUCUUACUUCCGUGUCGAGCAGCAGCUGCGUUUGCGCGGAAUCCCAUAUCUGCACGUUGGCAGCAACACUUUGCGGUCGUCCCCACCCGCCAAACUGCAAAAGCGACGACGUUCUGCUGAUAGAGCGGUUCAAGCCGCAGAGGCCCGCGAUGACGGCCUCUUUGACGACGAUGGUAAUUUCGAUGCCGCCGCGGCUCUACACGCGAUGGCGGACGUCACUCCUGCCCACAGCGACGAUGAGGCCACCCAGGGAGGUGAAAGAAACGGUGUUGCGGCGCUUGUGCCAUCACUCUGUCUUCGUGCCGCAGAUCUACUUGGUCCGGCCAAAGCGCACCUCGCAAAGCCCAACGUCUCGCUACGCGUACGCAACUGGGACGACAGCGACAGGUCUUGCGUUCAAAUGCGCAUAAAGUUGCGCAUGAAGUCACGUCGGUUUAGAUCGCUGCACGAGGUGGUGUCGCUCGCCCCUACCGCCGACCAACAUUCUAGCUCUGCGCUGACCUGGAUCGACUUUGACAGCGAGACAUCGCUGCUGACACUGUCUACUCGCGAUCUGGACAACUGCAUCCUCACUCUCUACACGCAAUGGGAGCGGGCCAUGCGAAUGGUGCUGAUCACGCGCGAGGUGCUCAAUGCCAGUCGAGCGUGGCAGCAACGUGCGCUGCGCUCCCGAGUCAGCUGCAAGAAGCCUGCUGAACGGGUCGAGCUCCGAUGCUUUGACUUUGACAAGGUCAUAUUCUCGUACGGGAACACCGUCGUGAACGGCUCGGAGUGCAAGCUGUUGGUGAGAGUGCGAUGGCAGGAUGCAAAGAUGGAAAUACAGCCCUUCACCAAUUUGACGACAACGCAGAUGGGUGGCUACAUUUUGGAGUUUGGUUCGAUUCCAACGGCAGGUUUAGACGUCUUCGAUAGGGAUGCAGCACAGAGGGUCAAAGACUCUCCAAACUGGUUCGACGACGCCCACGCUUCGGCCAACCCACACAACGCCAUGGCGUUCGAGCUGAGACGCACCGUCAACGUAGCGGCCCGUUCAGCCGCGAUCCAUUCCGUGGUCCAACCGCAGUCGGAACGCAUGGUUUGGAAAGGCUUCUUCCAGCUAUUGCAGGACACACUGCCACUGGCACGCGAAAUGGCGCCGCUAGUCGAAAGAUGCUUGACGGACGCGGACGUGCCCGAGGUAGAGAUCAAAGGCGCUACAUGGUUCAGGCUGCGUUUCAAGGAUCGCUUUGCGGUGGACCUGAGGAUGGCGACUCGAUCAAGGCUGAUUGUGUCGGAUGCUUCGCGGCCGCUGUUUCGUAGCGAGAUACAAAAGCAGGAUGGCGACGCAGUCAGCCCGGACGCGGGUGCAAACGCGGAGACGGGCUUGUUUGCGGGCUCGGAACUGCUCAACGGCUUGCUAGCAGGGAAAGCGGUUGCGAACACCGCCGAGGGCGAGGAUUCGAAGGCAUCGCAAAAGCCCCGCAUCUCUGCUGCCAUGUCGAACGAAGCCACGCUCACAGGAAGGCAGUUCCAGCCGAUACCCAACAUCGAGCAGGUCUUGCGCAAGGUCCAAGCCGGCAUCCAGACCGCAUCGUCGGCACGCGGCGCAGCGGCAGUAUGGGAUCUCCGACGAGCGCUGCUUAUCUCGCUUGCGCCGUUUACAUCGCCAAAUUUGGCGGGGCAGCCUUCAAGUGCGAAGGGAGGCAAUGGUGUUUUGGGUAAUCUCAUCUCAUCCCUGGUGGAAUGUGUUUCUGCCGAGAUCGGGAGCGGUAGCAGUGGUGGAGAUCAGUCGUAG
Pseudozyma hubeiensis SY62 is the source of this 4590-nucleotide messenger RNA. Its product is annotated as mediator complex subunit Pmc1. The record is from RefSeq and is a predicted model, not a curated record. NCBI's taxonomy places the organism in Eukaryota, Fungi, Basidiomycota, Ustilaginomycetes, Ustilaginales, Ustilaginaceae. Gene Ontology annotation, biological process: regulation of transcription by RNA polymerase II. The coding region runs from base 1 to 4590 and encodes 1529 amino acids. The transcript has a single exon. Gene Ontology annotation, cellular component: core mediator complex; mediator complex. Gene Ontology annotation, molecular function: transcription coregulator activity.